Molecule: messenger RNA, 1407 nt
Organism: Hibiscus syriacus
Lineage: Eukaryota; Viridiplantae; Streptophyta; Magnoliopsida; Malvales; Malvaceae
Exons: 3
Coding region: 1-1407 (468 amino acids)
Source: RefSeq, a predicted model, not a curated record
AUGUCUACAUUAGAGAAGUUUGUUCAACCAGCCAUUCCAAGAUUUGAUGGCCACUAUGAUUUCUGGUCCAUGACCAUGGAAAAUUUUAUGCUCAGUAAGGAACUGUGGCAACUAGUAAAAGAUGGCAUACUAAUGUUUGGAGCCACGCCCACCGAGGCACAGAGGAAGAGUGCUAUUGAGGUGAAUCUAAAGGAUAUGAAAGUAAAGAACUACUUGUUCAAAGCUAUUGAUAGAGAGAUUCUUGAAACAAUACUGGACAAAAGCACGUCACAUGCGAUAUGGAGGUCCAUACAGCAGAAAUACCAAGGAUCAACAAGAGUCAAAUGUGCUCAACUCCAAGCACUACGAUGGGAGUUCGAAUUUCUGACCAUGAAGGACGGUGAGAAGAUUGAUAGCUAUAUAGGACGCACUCUCAGUGUAGUCAACAAAAUGAAAGUAAAUGGUGAAACAUUGGACUCGAGCACAGUGGUCAGCAAGAUACUUAGAUCUUUAACCUCAAAUUUUAACUAUGUGGUGUUCUCCAUCGAGGAGGCCAACGACUUGAGUACCCUAAGUCUUGAUAAACUUCAUGGCAGUCUGCUUGUUCACGAGCAGAGAAUGCAGAGUUUUCAACUUGAUGAACAUGUGUUGAAAGUCACUCAUGAUGGUCGUUUGGGAGCAAGUCGUGGUCGCAGUAGAGGAAUGGAGAAGCAGGCUCAUUAUGCAACAUUUGAGGAUGCAGCAGAGACAGAAAAUGAGAUUCUAUUGGUGACAUAUGAAGAGAUGACACAAUCUUUCCAGAGGGAAGACUGGUUUCUAGAUUAUGGGUGCAGUAAUCAUAUGACUGGUAAUAAGCAGUGGUUUAGAGAAAUACAUGAAGAAUGGCUCAAUAAGAAUGUGAAACUUGGAAAUGACACGACACUGAAUGUUGCAGCCAGAGGAAGUAUUCGGGUUCAAAUCAAUGAUGUUACGUAUGUUAUAUCCGAUGUUUACUACGUUCCAAAGCUUAAGACCAAUCUCUUAAGUUUGGGACAACUUCAAGAGAAGGGUUUAACUAUCUUACUCCAAAAUGAUACAUAUCAAAAGAGAAGCAAACUAGAUGCAAAGAGAAAACAAUAUAUUCUCUUGGGCGUAAGUGAUGAGACAAAAGCUUACAAGAUCUAUGAUCCUAUUACAAAGAAGGUCAUUGUAAGAAGAGAUGUGGUGUUUGAAGAAGACAAAAGUUGGAAUUGGGAUGCGCACGUAGAUGGAGGUACAACCCUUGCUCUUGAUUGGGGAGACAAAGAUGGUGAGAAAAUUGAAACUGUAAAAUUUAUAUCCCAACAAAUAACAGCCAGCCAUGAUCAACCAGUAACACUCGAGCCAACUUUAGAUUCAGUACCCACUGAUUCUCCAGUUAAAGGGAGGGCAACCAGGACCCGAAGAUAA